ACAGUAGAAGAAAUUAGUAGUGGUUUUUGUAUUUUUGCAGUCUUCAUGAAGUGCAGGUAGCGGGUAGUGUCGAGAGAAGUGCGAAGUCAGAUUCAGAAGUUGGAUUCACUUUAGCCUAACACCAGCUUUCUAGUUUUUCGGUUUGUUCGUAGUUUUAACGGAAAAUGGCUCAGUGGUACCGUUUGCAGCAGAUGGACUCUAAGUACCUGGAGCAGGUUGACCAGCUGUACGAUGACACCUUCCCCAUGGAGGUCCGUCAGUACCUCAGCCAGUGGAUCGAAAGCCAGGACUGGGAGCUUGUGGCAAAUAACGAUUCCUUGGCGACCGUGCGGUUCCAUGACCUCUUGGGCCAGCUGGAUGACCAGUACAGCCGAUUCACCCUGGAGAACAACUUCCUGCAGCAACACAACAUCCGCAAGAUCAAGCGCAACCUACAGGACCACUUCCAGGAGGACCCGGUGCACAUGGCCAUGAUCAUCAGCAAGUGCCUACAAGAGGAGCAGAAGAUCCUGGCGUCAGCGGAGAAAACCGAGGACAACAUCGGGAGCACACAGACCAGCAUGGUGGUGGAGAAGCAGAGGGAGCUGGACGGCAAAGUGAAGGACAUCAAGAACAGAGUCCAGGAAAUAGAGCAAAAGAUAAAAUCUCUGGAGGACCUGCAAGAUGAGCACGACUUCAAGUACAAGUCCCUGCAGAGCAGAGAGCACGAUGUGAACGGGGCGAACCAGAAGGAGGUGAAACGUGAGGAGAUGCUGAUUCGAGAGAUGUUCCUCAGGCUGAAUAUCCACAGAGAGGAGGUGGUGCGUCAGAUGGCGGACGUGCUGAACGCGGUGGAGCAGAUCCAGUACGCCCUGGUCACGGACGAGCUGCCCGACUGGAAACGGCGCCAGCAGAUUGCCUGCAUCGGGGGCCCACCAAACACCUGCCUGGACCAGCUGCAGACCUGGUUCACAACGGUGGCCGAGAGCCUCCAGCAGGUGCGGCAGCAGGUGAGGAAGCUUCUGGAACUGGAGCAGCAGUACACGUACGAGAACGACCCCAUUACCCAGAAGAAGGGCUUCCUGGAGGACCGGGCGCUGAACCUGUUCCGGAACCUCGUCAUCAACUCCAUCGUGGUGGAGAGACAGCCCUGCAUGCCCACGCACCCACAGCGACCCCUGGUGCUGAAGACGGGCGUGCAGUUCACCGUCAAGCUCAGGCUGUUGGUGAAGCUGCAGGAAUUUAACUACCAGCUCCGAGUCAAAGCAUCUUUUGACAAGGAUGUCCCUGAAAAAAACAAGUUGAAAGGCUUCCGCAAGUUCAACAUCCUUGGCACCAGCACCAAGGUGAUGAACAUGGAGGAGUCCAACGGCAGCCUGGCCGCCGAGUUUCGCCAUCUGCAAUUGAAAGAACAGAAGGCUGCUGGUAACAGGACAAAUGAGGGGCCGCUCAUCGUGACGGAGGAGCUGCACUCCAUCAGCUUCGAGACGCAGCUCUGCCAGCCGGGACUCGUCAUCGACCUGGAGAUUACCUCCCUCCCGAUUGUGGUGAUCUCCAACGUGAGCCAGCUCCCUAGCGGCUGGGCCUCUAUCCUGUGGUACAACAUGCUGUGCACCGAGCCAAAGAACCUGUCCUUCUUCCUCAGUGCCCCCCAGGCCCGCUGGUGCCAGCUGUCCGAAGUGCUGAGCUGGCAGUUCUCCUCCGUCACCAAGCGGGGGCUGAGUGAGGAGCAGCUCAGCAUGCUGGGAGACAAACUGCUGGGUCGAGAGGCGGGCGGAAACCCCGAAGGGCUCAUCCCCUGGACCAAGUUCUGUAAGAGCGAGAAGACCUUCCCCUUCUGGCUGUGGAUUGAGGGAAUUCUGGAGCUGAUCAAGAGACACCUGCUGGCACUCUGGAACGAUGGGCACAUUAUGGGUUUCGUGAGUAAGGACCGCGAGCGGGCGCUACUUAAGGACAUGAACUCCGGGACCUUCCUGCUGCGGUUCAGCGAGAGCAGCCGCGAAGGAGCCAUCACCUUUACCUGGGUGGAGUUCUCCCCCAACGGCGAGCCCCAGUUCCAUGCGGUGGAGCCGUACACCAAAAAGGAGCUCACGGCCGUCUCCUUCCCCGACAUCAUCCGCAACUACAAGGUCAUGGCGGAAGAGAACAUUCCAGAAAACCCGCUGCGCUUCCUGUACCCCAGCAUCCCCAAAGACAGCGCCUUCGGGAAGUACUACAGCCGGCAGACUGAACAAUCGGAGCCCAUGGAUGUGGAGAGCCCCAGCGUACCGGGGUACAUAAAGACAGAGCUGAUCUCCGUGUCGGAAGUUCAUCCUUCUAGAUUUCAAGACACCAUGCUGCCCUUGUCCCCAGAAGACUUUGGCGCACUCACAAAGUUCAUCAACCCCGCGGAGAUCGAGACCGUGAUGUGCAGCGCGUUCCCAAAUUAGACAGACUCCUAUCCGAACCUGGAUCCACCGGGCAAGGAGAGGUUCCUCAUCUUUUCGUUGAUGCUUGGAGUGUGACUCCUGCUGAAAGCAUUGGCUGUAUUAGCCUUCUCUGCAGUGACUUAUGUCUGCUUGUAUUACUGAUGUUACAUUAUUUGCACUUGUCUUGUACAGAUACUUGUUUUAAGUAUGCUCAAUCAAAAUCAUUUGCAUGUUGUUUUUUUUUAAAUGUCUGAAAUCCAACAGUUCAGUUCGGUUCAAUAUGUUUGUUUGGUUAUUUUUUUUUCCUCUGAAAAAUCCACAUUGUCAAACGUUAUUUUUAACUUAUCAUGACGUACUGUAGCAAGAGCAGUAACGGACCCAGGCGCCUAGGGGGCGCUGCUCCACAUUCAGAUGUGUGAAUAUCACUACGUAUGCAAUGCAAAUAAAUUCAUUUGUUUGUGCCUCUGAAA
Molecule: messenger RNA, 2857 nt
Organism: Anguilla anguilla (European eel)
Lineage: Eukaryota; Metazoa; Chordata; Actinopteri; Anguilliformes; Anguillidae
Product: signal transducer and activator of transcription 1-alpha/beta-like
Exons: 24
Coding region: 165-2408 (747 amino acids)
Biological process (GO): response to peptide hormone; cell surface receptor signaling pathway via JAK-STAT; type I interferon-mediated signaling pathway
Molecular function (GO): RNA polymerase II cis-regulatory region sequence-specific DNA binding; DNA-binding transcription factor activity, RNA polymerase II-specific
Source: RefSeq, a predicted model, not a curated record